GUCUGGAGCAGGCAUUUAGCGGAGAGAGAGAGAGGGAGAGGGCGAAAACCCUAGCUCGGAACUCAUUUUGUCAGAUUUUCAUCCUCUCUGAGUAUUUUUGAAGAUAGAAUCUCUUCUAGUAGCUAGAUCGUUUCGUAGAGAUCGGAUUUUUUGCAAUUUUUGGCGAUUUUCUCAGCAUUAGGGGCAGAGGAAGGAGCCAAUUCGAGGAAGUUUUCGUCUCUGUAAGUCGAGGGUUCUUCGAAGCUUUGAACGAGGCGAAAUCGACAGAUUUCGACGGUCUUUCGAGGGAAAACGGUCGAGAAAGGCAGAAUGCUGGAUUUUGUCGUUUCUGAUGGCGAGAAAGAGAGAGCUUCUUUAAGUUCCUCAGAUCGUGAUGGAAAUUGAAAGGAAAUUGCUGAGAGAGGUGGAAAAUCUCUUUUCCUUUGUCUGAAUGUUUUAAAAUCGCUUAAGAAAGGGUUUGCGUUUUCCACAACGGCACUUCUCAUUUCUUUUGGCGGGCAACGAGAUCAAGACUGUGAGGAUGGUGCCGUUUGAAAAGCGUGAGAAAGAUUGCUUGUUUGAGGUUAUUUGAGGAAUUCCGGUAAUUUCACUUUAGAAGGUUUGGGUUUUGAAUAUUUAAAAGGAGUAUUUUGUGUUAUAUCUGGAAAAAACAAGCAAGAGAAGAAGAUUGUUAGAUUCUCUUUCUUUCGUGUGUAAACGGGAAAAAUAUGGCAACUGUCUCGCAGAAACUUGAGUACAUGGAGAGAUCUCUUGCUUUCAACCCCCUUUAACUCUCACUGUAUUAAAAAAAAAGUCUGUUAAACAAAAGAACUCUGUUCAUGAAAGCGGGUGAAGUGAUGGGCUGUCUGCUACUUGGUUCAACGGGACCACCAAUAAAACGGCGAGCAGGACUCCGUAGAAAGCAAGCUGGGCGAGGGUCAUACAGAGGUAGCUAGUAGAGUGUUGUGUGUUGACUUGGCAAUAUCGUUUUCGACAGCGUUGGGCGUGUUUGUUCUCUCAGCAGAUGGGAAGUGCUACUACACUGAGGCAGUUGCUGAGGAGCCUUUGCCAUAAUACGCUAUGGAAAUAUGCAGUUUUUUGGAAGCUUAAGCAUCGGAGUCGGAUGCUACUGACAUGGGAGGAUGCAUACUGUGAUUUUCCAAAACCGAGAGAUACGGUGCAACAUCUGCCUGACAAUGUAUGCUUCAAUGACACAACUUUUGGCUCUGAAAUAGACGAACGCAGUUUAACAUCUGCAGCAUAUUCAAUUGGACUGGCGGUGGUGAACAUGUCGUGCCUUCUAUAUGCACUUGGAGAAGGGAUUGUGGGUAAAGUGGCAUUCAAUGGGAGACAUUGUUGGAGAUUUGCUCAUGAAUUUAGCUCUAAAUUGGUGCCUGAGUAUCCAGAAGAAUGGCACCUUCAGUUUGCAGCUGGUAUCAAGACUAUUUUGCUUGUUCCUGUGGUUCCGCAUGGGGUUGUGCAACUUGGCUCCUUAGAAACGGUGGCAGAGGAUCUGACUCUGGUGGCCCAUAUCAAGGAUUUAUUCAAUACCCUUCAAAAUGUUUCUGGGGAUUCUUCACCCUUCACUUCAAGCGGGAGUCUUCUUGGUCCAUCAUCGUUUCCCUCUCCUCUCUUUGGGGACUUUGCCAUACCAUCAGCUAUGACCAGUAACCUGAUGAAUCCAUCCCAACUGGAACUGUUAAUGAGCAAUGACCCAUUGAUUCCUGAUGUGGGUCCAGUAACGGUGGACGUAAUUUCCACUAUCAAUCCCAGCCUUCCCCCACUCAUCAUGGUUCAAGAUAACCUUCAGGCCCCACAGAAAACCAUGCAGCAUUUGCUGGGAGCAGAGUCAAAAGGCAGUUGUAUAGAUGGAAAUGCAAGGGAGGCGAUGCAUGGUGUUAUGUCGGCAAACUCAUCUGUAAUACCAUACGCUCAAAACCAGUUCAUGAAUCCCAACCAUAUGGAGAUGACCGUUAAUGACAUUUCUGCCUUUUCUUGUGUCGAGGAAGUAUUACAAAUUGCCCCUCAUUGCGAUGCUGUUAAUCCACGAAUAUCUGUGGAACAACCAAGCAUGUUGGAUUCUUACCAGUACCUGAAGGAUCCGCUGAAGAGAAGUGGUCAGGAUAUGAAUGCAAAUUCAGCUAAAGGAUAUGAUUUUUGUUCUUUAGGACAUAUAGUAGAUCAACCAUUUGCAAACAUGAUUGCUGAGGAGAUCAGCCAUAAAACUGGAAGUGACUUUUUAAGCUUCCCUGCUGACUCUGAACUGCACGAAGCACUUGGGCCCAUUUUCAGGAAGGAAUACGAUGUCUGUGAUUGGGACCCUGCUGUUUCAGGGGAAGAUGGAUGCAGCAGCUCGAGUCUGUUCUGCCAAACGGAUGGAUGGUUUUUGAGAGACCACCAUGAUGAAGAGCAUCUCUUGGAUGCAGUGGUUGCCAGUGUAUAUGGUGCGUUAGAUGAGAAUGUGCCUAACAGAUCCAACAACAUCAGAUCUCCUAGCAGCUCAUCAGGACAGCUUACCAUCUCUUGCCAAACACAGAGCCGAUCCGAAGGUGGUGUCUUGGCAGGAGACAAUUCCAGUCCAUGGAGCGUCAGUAAGCCUGGAUUCACUGCUCGAGGCGAUGGGUUCGCAGGUUCUCCAACUGGGUCAUCAUCGAGGACCACAAGUGUACUGAUCGAUGAUGGGCCACAAAAAAUGGAACUGGGAUCUGUCCAGUCUAAGAAGGGCAUGAAGGCCUAUCAAGGAAGCAAAAGAAAGGCCAGAGCUGGUGAUUUUCAGAGGCCAAGGCCAAGGGACAGACAGAUGAUCCAAGACCGUGUUAAAGAGCUGCGUGAAAUUGUCCCGAAUGGCGCAAAGUGUAGCAUUGAUGCACUAUUGGAACGGACCAUUAAGCAUAUGCUGUUCUUACGUAAUGUUACCAACCAAGCUGAGAAGUUGAAACAAUGCAGGCAUCCGAAGCAGGUUACUGGUGACGGGAAUGAAAAUUCAUCGGUGCCUCCCCAAAGACAGCAGAAUGAUGGCACGUGGGCCUUUGAAUUGGGAAGUCAAUCUGGAAUCUGCCCUAUAAUUGUUGAGAACCUGGACCAACCUGGGCACAUGCUGGUGGAGAUGCUAUGCGAGGAGCACGGACUAUUCUUGGAAAUUGCCCAGGUCAUCCGCCAUUUGGAAUUGACUAUCCUGAAAGGAGUUAUGGAGAGCCGGUCUGACAAGAUAUGGGCACAUUUCAUCGUCGAGGCAUCUAGAGGCUUCCAGAGAAUGGACAUCCUUUGGCCCCUGAUGCAGCUACUACAGCGCAACAGCAAUCCCAUCCCAAGCAAGUUCUGAUAAGAUUGAUAAUUUCUACUACAUCUGUGACAUUUUAGCUUGUGUGAUUUAGAGAGAUAAAAAUACUCGAGUUAUUCUUUUUAAAAACGUGCUUGGCAUUUUACUUCUCAGAAGCUCAUAUCUUAAGUUACAGCCAAGAAAAAACCAACUGAACUUGUAUUGAAACUAGUAGAUUUUACACCAGGUGAUA
This is a messenger RNA of Magnolia sinica, 3491 nucleotides long. Its product is annotated as transcription factor EMB1444-like. Gene Ontology annotation, biological process: regulation of DNA-templated transcription. The transcript is spliced from 11 exons. The record is from RefSeq and is a predicted model, not a curated record. Lineage: Eukaryota; Viridiplantae; Streptophyta; Magnoliopsida; Magnoliales; Magnoliaceae. The coding region runs from base 1004 to 3301 and encodes 765 amino acids. Gene Ontology annotation, molecular function: DNA-binding transcription factor activity; protein dimerization activity.